Molecule: messenger RNA, 567 nt
Organism: Talaromyces proteolyticus
Lineage: Eukaryota; Fungi; Ascomycota; Eurotiomycetes; Eurotiales; Trichocomaceae
Exons: 1
Coding region: 1-567 (188 amino acids)
Source: RefSeq, a predicted model, not a curated record
AUGGCAGAACGUAGGGCACGAGAUCUUGCAACAGCUUCACCAGAGUUCACACCUCUGGUAUACAACUCUGCCGGCGCUAAUGCUCAAUUACGGGUUUGGGGUGAAAUCGACAUUGAACGUACCGAAGACAAAAAAAUGAUACAUAUCAUACUGUAUCUCACAAAUCAGACUUCCCCUCCCCCCUUGAUGUGCCAUGCAUGGCCACAUAACUUUGUAUACUUUUUCAAAGUCAUAGUGACAUCUGGGUCAAAUACCUAUUACUCGGAAGAGCUGCCGUGUGAGCUGGGUUACAGUCACCGCCACCAGAUGAAGGUUCCGCACUUCAAAUUGGACCAAGGAUAUCCAGAGCACGAGAAGUUUUAUAUCUCUGUGGAAUUGGUGAAGAUAAGGUCCAAAAGCAUGCACGACGAAGAUCCGUCGAUCCAGGAUCGACGCAUUCAAGAAGUGAAGCUAGACUUUGGUCCGGAAACCUUAGAUGAAAUCGCACGAAUUAGAUCCGUGAACGGUCGCUUCACCGACAAUACCAACAAGGAAUUUGAGUUGCCCCAGAACGCAGGGGAGCUUUAA